This is a messenger RNA of Zalophus californianus (California sea lion), 782 nucleotides long. It is a transcript of the gene DUSP23, whose product is annotated as dual specificity phosphatase 23. The record is from RefSeq and is a predicted model, not a curated record. Lineage: Eukaryota; Metazoa; Chordata; Mammalia; Carnivora; Otariidae. Gene Ontology annotation, biological process: protein dephosphorylation; cilium assembly. Gene Ontology annotation, molecular function: protein tyrosine/serine/threonine phosphatase activity.
CGGGGCCCGGGCGCGCGGGGCGCGGGGCCGGGGGAGGGCAGCGCGGUGGCGUGCUUUGCCGCAGCCAUGGGCGUGCAGCCCCCCAACUUCUCGUGGGUGCUCCCGGGCAGGCUGGCGGGGCUGGCGCUGCCGCGGCUCCCCGCGCACUACCAGUUCCUGCUGGACCAGGGCGUGCGGCACCUGGUGUCCCUGACGGAGCGCGGGCCCCCGCACAGCGACAGCGCACCGGCCUCACGCUGCACCGGCCUCACGCUGCACCGGCUGCGCAUCCCGGACUUCUGCCCGCCGGCCCCCGAGCAGAUCGACCGCUUCGUGCGGAUCGUGGACGAGGCCAACGCGCGCGGGGAGGCCGUGGGGGUGCACUGCGCCCUGGGCUUCGGCCGCACUGGCACCAUGCUGGCCUGCUACCUGGUGAAGGAGCGGGGCCUGGCUGCAGGAGAUGCCAUCGCUGAAAUCCGGCGCCUUCGACCCGGCUCCAUCGAGACUUAUGAUCAGGAGAAAGCCGUCUUCCAGUUCUACCAGCGGACUAAAUAAGGGGCCUUAGCUCCUGUCUGCGUCCCAGGCCCUGACCCACGUGUUCGGUGGGGCCAGAGACGCGGACACGCCCUGAAAGUUAAGCCCUCCGGCUCCUGCUGGCUCGGGAGACCUGAGUAGCCGUUCCCCGCAGGCCGGUCCUGACUGAAGACAUGGGUGCAGCCACACUGGGAGGUUGGGGGGUCCCUCCGCUGCCUCCCUGAAUAAAUAACUUACAAGAACGAGCCCACAGUGCAUAGCACCUUGCA